Messenger RNA from Dendronephthya gigantea, 1559 nucleotides. Its product is annotated as lysophosphatidic acid receptor 1-like. Gene Ontology annotation, molecular function: G protein-coupled receptor activity. Lineage: Eukaryota; Metazoa; Cnidaria; Anthozoa; Malacalcyonacea; Nephtheidae. Bases 554 to 1423 code for a protein of 289 amino acids. The record is from RefSeq and is a predicted model, not a curated record. Gene Ontology annotation, cellular component: membrane. Gene Ontology annotation, biological process: G protein-coupled receptor signaling pathway. The transcript has a single exon.
AUUAAAAAGUUUUGGAAAACGUUGCUCAGCAAGGGCUGCUUCUGACUAACACCAUAACGGCUUAUCUCCCAGAAUAAAACGUUGCUAUGAUCCUUGGUUAAACUUGACAUGAACAAAAGGACACAGAUUUAUGAAAUAAUUAUAUAUUGCCUUAUUGGAGUAACGCCAGAAAUCGCUGACAAUGGAUGGAUUCUCUAGAAGUUUCUAUGGUCUAUAAUUUCAUGACAAGAUUACCAAGCUGCCCGCAAGGAGGAGGGAAUCUUCUUUUUCUUCAAUCAUCAAUAUUUCAAUCAUAAAGAAUAUUAUUAAGAUUCAAUAUCUUUGCGGUUGAGUGUCCCGUCUCGUUUCCCACAAAGACCUCCCCGAAGGCUAAAUCUGCAAAGUGAUGUGUUGAUUGUGUUCCAUGGAUGCAAAGUAAUUUAUGAUAAACACGAAGCCUCCUCAUAGCAAACAGAGUCUAGAACAUCAGAGAAGGAACUGUUGAUUCAUACGUUAUCUUUAUAGAAAACCGUGCGUGAUACGUUAUAUUUAGAAAGUAGCUUCAACUAAAAAUAUGGCCCCAACGGAGCUAGUUUUAGAAUUUGAUGAAGAAUUCACGAUAAUCUCUUCAAUCCUAAUCUUCAUAGGUUUUAUCUGUAAUCUUAUUCUCUUAAUCUGCAUGAUCAAGGAUCCCUUGCACAUAUUUCGUAAUCCAUCAUCUUAUCUGAUCAUAAACCUAGCUAUUGCUGAUAUGGAAUCCUGUGUGGCUCAGCUGAUUUUCAACGGGCUCUUAAUCGUGGGUCAAUUGGACACGGCGAGGCUUGUGUUUGAGAGUGGAAUAACAUUUUUCGGUCCAGAUGUUUCAUUUAUGUGUCUCCUUUCCCUUGCGAUUGAACGUUAUCUGUGUGUAACAAAACCCAUUCUUUACCGCGUGCAUUUUACUGGCAAGAAAAUCGUUGCUUUGAUUGCUUUUAUAUGGUUCCUUCACAUCGCAAGAGUGGCUGGAAUUAUAUAUUCUCUAAAGGCAGAUAUCGUAGACAUAAAAGACGUGAAAAUAAUCACUUUGUUUUUACACGUAGUCUUCAUUUUAUUCUGUCUGAUUUGUAACAUCGCCACAAUGUCUCAUUUCAACAAAACCCGAGCUCGCGAACUCCAGGAAGGAACUGGUAACCACGCCCCAAGUGCUCGUGUUCGAACGCAAAGACGGUUUGUGGUAACCAUGGUGAUCAUUUCCUCGUGUUUAGUAGUAACUAUAGUACCAUUUACCGUACUCAAGUUCUUAACUGAGGUUCGGGAUAUUCCACUUCCAGUCGAAGCAAUAGCGAUCGUACAGACAUUUUACAUCAUCAACUUUGGCAUCAAUCCAGCAUUGUAUUUCUGGCGUAUGCCCCGAUAUAGGAAAUCCAUAAUAGCUGUUUUAUGUUGUAAAAAAGGAAAUAUAUAAAUCUCCAAAUGUAUGAAAACAAAAAAGCGAUUCGCAGACAAUCAGAUAGCUUGCUAAGAGGAUGGAAUUCAGCUAAUUCCUCCUACCAGGAUUACAAUCUAAUCUAAAGCAUGAUUUUCUCUGGCAAGCGUAGUGA